AUGGCCCUUCUCUUUGCUGGAAGGCUGUUUGCCGUAAAAAAAGAUCUGCGUUCGAAAGGUCAUAUAAGUGCCACAUAUGAGAAAUUAAGAAUGACAGAAUCAAGAGUUAGGAUGCAUGGAGUGGCCUGUGGAAAAAAGGUCCAGCGAAGGAGAGUGAAAUUUUGUGGGGAAGCUUGGAAGAAAAGAAGAGUAGGGCGUGUGGGAGAGGGUGUAGUGUCACAUGGUAAGCAUGGGAUUGUUUGUGACAGAGAUGGCAAUAAAAGUGUUCGAACGGUCGACCAUGGCACGUGA
Messenger RNA from Dovyalis caffra, 291 nucleotides. NCBI's taxonomy places the organism in Eukaryota, Viridiplantae, Streptophyta, Magnoliopsida, Malpighiales, Salicaceae. The record is from the annotation of a GenBank genome assembly.